UAGAGUUUAUAAUGUGGAAAAAUCAAUGCAAUUGCGGUCCAAUGCUGUUGCAGAGAUAUCGUAGCCGUAAUUUAAAACCAAUGAUGAUAUUGUAAUGCAUAAUUUUGUUAACAAUUGUGAAUGUGUUUGUGAUUGAUUAGGAUGGAGUCACAGAUUAAGCAUGCUGUUGUUGUGAAAGUUAUGGGACGUACCGGAUCAAGAGGGCAGGUUACUCAGGUUAGAGUGAAGUUUUUGGAUGAUCAGAAUCGGCACAUCAUGAGGAAUGUGAAAGGACCAGUUAGGGAGGGAGACAUCCUCACUCUUCUUGAAUCCGAGAGAGAAGCAAGAAGACUCAGAUAUAUGAAUCUUUUGUUGCAAGUUUUUAUGAAACAUUGCUUGUUAUUUCUUUAGCUUUUCAU
Molecule: messenger RNA, 398 nt
Organism: Lathyrus oleraceus (garden pea)
Lineage: Eukaryota; Viridiplantae; Streptophyta; Magnoliopsida; Fabales; Fabaceae
Product: 40S ribosomal protein S28-like
Exons: 1
Coding region: 142-390 (82 amino acids)
Biological process (GO): maturation of SSU-rRNA; translation; ribosomal small subunit assembly
Cellular component (GO): cytosolic small ribosomal subunit; ribosome
Molecular function (GO): structural constituent of ribosome
Source: RefSeq, a predicted model, not a curated record